Messenger RNA from Sceloporus undulatus (fence lizard), 2111 nucleotides. It is a transcript of the gene WDR5, whose product is annotated as WD repeat domain 5. Gene Ontology annotation, molecular function: histone binding. NCBI's taxonomy places the organism in Eukaryota, Metazoa, Chordata, Lepidosauria, Squamata, Phrynosomatidae. The transcript is spliced from 14 exons. Gene Ontology annotation, cellular component: Set1C/COMPASS complex. Bases 237 to 1241 code for a protein of 334 amino acids. The record is from RefSeq and is a predicted model, not a curated record.
GGGGCGGGGCCUCUGCGCGAGCGUGGCGGUAGUGCGCCUGCGCGAGAGGCCUGGCGCUCUAAGCUCCCUUCAGUCGGUCUCAGGGAGGGAAAGGAGACGGAGAUUCGGUCGCCGCUGAGAGAACGGAGGAGGGAAGCGCUCUCCUUUCCGUCCUGAGCGGCAACAUCUGCUUCUGAGACCCUGUGCUCUUCCAUCCCUGGAAGCACCUGAAUGCUGGCUGGCUUCUUUCCAAAGCCAUGGCAACAGAAGAGAAGAAACCUGAUGCAGAAUCGACCAAAGCACAAUCAACGCCGUCAUCUUCGACAAAUCAGAGCAAGCCUGCACCUGUAAAGCCAAACUACUCCCUGAAGUUCACAUUGGCAGGACAUACGAAAGCAGUCUCAUCAGUAAAAUUCAGCCCCAACGGGGAGUGGUUGGCUAGUUCAUCGGCUGACAAGCUUAUUAAAAUUUGGGGCGCAUAUGACGGCAAAUUUGAAAAAACAAUAUCUGGCCACAAACUGGGAAUCUCUGAUGUUGCUUGGUCGUCCGAUUCAAACCUCCUUGUCUCUGCAUCAGAUGACAAAACACUCAAAAUUUGGGAUGUGAGCUCGGGGAAAUGCUUAAAGACCCUGAAGGGACAUAGCAACUACGUCUUCUGUUGCAAUUUCAACCCCCAGUCGAACCUCAUUGUCUCAGGAUCGUUUGACGAAAGUGUGAGAAUAUGGGAUGUCAAAACGGGGAAGUGCCUGAAAACCCUGCCGGCUCAUUCUGACCCAGUUUCAGCUGUGCAUUUCAACCGUGAUGGCUCUCUGAUAGUGUCGAGCAGCUAUGAUGGCCUCUGUCGAAUCUGGGAUACAGCUUCAGGCCAGUGUUUGAAAACACUCAUUGAUGAUGACAAUCCACCUGUGUCUUUUGUGAAGUUCUCUCCAAAUGGCAAAUAUAUUCUAGCUGCAACGUUGGAUAACACUCUCAAACUUUGGGACUACAGUAAAGGAAAGUGCCUAAAGACAUACACGGGCCACAAGAAUGAGAAGUACUGCAUCUUUGCCAACUUCUCGGUUACUGGUGGAAAGUGGAUUGUGUCUGGUUCCGAGGACAACCUGGUUUACAUUUGGAACCUCCAAACAAAAGAGAUCGUACAGAAGCUGCAAGGGCAUACAGAUGUGGUGAUCUCUACCGCUUGCCACCCCACGGAAAACAUCAUUGCCUCCGCGGCCCUAGAAAACGACAAAACAAUUAAGCUUUGGAAGAGCGACUGUUAAGACGACGCUUUCGAUGCCAACAUCACUUUAGAGACUGUUGGGGGUGGGAUGGGGUGGGGCGCGUCUGGAAAAUUGGGGAGGGUUAUUUUGUGUUUCUGUUAUUUUGUUUUGUUUUUUAAGAAAAGAGAAAACCCACAUACGAGAGAACUCCCAUUGGCAGGAGGCCUGAAGCCACGUUCAAGAGGGUUGCCUGUCUGCCAGCCAGCCCUUGCCCAAGGAGAAUAUGCCUUUCCCCCCUGUGCCAGGUCAAUUGCAGGUUUUGUUUUCCGAGGACAUCCGUUGCUUCUGCUUGGGGCAUUCUGUCCUUUACAAUAAGCAAAUUGUAAAAUUAGAAACAAUCUGGAUGGUUUUUUAAAAAAAGAAACUUAUUUGCAGGAAGCCCUGGCACACUUUAGUGGUCAAAGAUGCCUCACAAUUUUUUAACGUGACCAAAUGGGUGUGUUUUCCGAUGCUUCCCUUCCCAGUUUCCUGAGCCCUGCCUCCCUUUCAUUGUGCACUUUGGUGUAUGCUAUGACAGUGGAAGUCUUUCAGGCUUUUCCUUCCUCUAGUACCUGUUCAGAAACCCCCAGGUCCUUGCUUGUGACUGUUCAUUUCUUCCUCUUCUCCUUUUUUUUUACUUUUACAAACUAUUCUGGCACAUUUCACAAUACCUGUACAGUUACUUCAGUGUAAAGAAACAAAAACAAAACUUUUUUUAAAACCUCCGAACCAUCCUUGUAUGGGGCUUGUGUUGCUAAUGGUCUGGCUGUACCUUUUGGGGCGUCAUGGUUCCGUUUUGAUUUCCCUUCCUCUUUGCAUUGGCGACAUUUCGCACAUCCAAACCCCAGUUACCAUAUGCAUUACAAUAAAAAGGUGGGAUUUUUAUGUGGA